AUGCUUGAAACAUGUUUGGUUCAAUGGAAAAUUGAUAAAGUGUUGACUGUGAGUGUUGAUAAUGCAUCGGCAAAUAAGGUUGCCAUUGAUUAUUUGAGGAGAAAAAUUGCCAAUUGGGCUGUACCCCCUGUUUUGGGAGGCAAGCAUAUGCAUGUUAGAUGUCUUGCACACAUUUUAAACUUGAUUGUGAAAUCUGAUUUGACUAUACUAGAUAGAGCAAUAGCUAGUAUAAGGAAUGCGGUAAAAUAUGUUAGGAGCUCUUCCUCUAGAUUAGAUGUGUUUAAGUUGUGUGUUGAAAGAGAAGUGCCUGAAUGCACCAAGGUGUGUAUUCUUGAUGUUCCAACAAGGUGGAACUCUACAUAUUUGAUGUUAGAGACUGCAAUUCAGUUAAAGAAGGCAUUUGACAGAUUGGCAGAAGAAGAAGAUGUGAAAUAUACAAACUACUUUGAUGAGGAUGAGGAACUAUUAGAAGAAGAAGCUGUUCUUGAAGAGGCAAAGCGCAGAAAACAGAUGAAGAGGGUAGGGCCUCCAAAAGAAGAAGAUUGGGAGAGGGCUGAGUUGUUUGUGGGGUUUCUGAAAGUUUUCUAUUAUGUUACACUCCGGAUUAGUGCAGCUACUAAGCCUACUGUACAUAGAGCAUUUCACGAUAUUGUUGUUGUAAAUGCAGAGAUUAAUGCAUUAUUUAGGACGCCGGAAAUGCAAGAUGGAAGUGAAGGUGAGAAACUUAUGGUUGAGAUGGCUUUGAAGAUGGGGACAAAGUUCCAGAAGUAUUUUGAUAGCAUAGAUGAUGUGAAUCAGCUGCUGUUAGUAGCCUUGGUUUUGGACCCUCGAUAUAAACUUAGGAAUCUUGAGCAUAUUUGUGUGAAAUACCUGCAAUUUGACAAUGAAAGUGUGAAAAGAAAAUAUGCCGAAGUGAAGGAGUUGUUGGUGUCUUUGACAUAUUUGUAUGCAUCAUCGACUGCUACUCAAAAUGGUCAAAAAAAUUGA
Molecule: messenger RNA, 987 nt
Organism: Rosa chinensis
Lineage: Eukaryota; Viridiplantae; Streptophyta; Magnoliopsida; Rosales; Rosaceae
Product: zinc finger BED domain-containing protein RICESLEEPER 2-like
Exons: 1
Coding region: 1-987 (328 amino acids)
Molecular function (GO): DNA binding
Source: RefSeq, a predicted model, not a curated record